This is a messenger RNA of Jatropha curcas, 2998 nucleotides long. Its product is annotated as Tetratricopeptide repeat (TPR)-like superfamily protein. Gene Ontology annotation, biological process: RNA modification. NCBI's taxonomy places the organism in Eukaryota, Viridiplantae, Streptophyta, Magnoliopsida, Malpighiales, Euphorbiaceae. The record is from RefSeq and is a predicted model, not a curated record. Gene Ontology annotation, molecular function: RNA binding; protein binding.
UUUGACUUGGCAGAGAAUCAUCGCUGCCUGAUUUACACUUCCCGUCGGUUGUGUAUUUGGCCAAGGAAGCCUCUGUGUCUUCAGUACGACAACGCCACUCUCCUGUUUUCCCGAAACUAAAACGCUUUGUCGUUCAUUUUAUUUUGGUUUGUUUUCGUUGGAGAUCCAACUGUGCUUUUUAGCGGUAAAUUUCAGAAGGCAGUUGCUAGAGCUAUCAGCAAUAUAAUCACAAAGCAUACCAAUUUUUGAAAUCAGCCUAACUUUUUGAGAUUGUAGAAAAAGAAAAGGUUUGAUCUUUUUAAUCUGACUUUAUUUCCCGUCUGAAAUCUAUCAUCUCAAUUAAGAAAAAAAUGAAUCUUCUCAUCAAAUGCUGCGGUUGAAAACAUGAAUGCAUACUUAAAUAUUGUGCCUAUCAGAUCACGUAAACGGUUUCUCUCUACCUUCAGCGCCAUAUCCAUAUCAGAGAAAUUCGAUUCUUGCUUAGAGAAUUGUUCAGAUAUUCUCUUUUUGAAGAAGCUGCAUGCCUCCAUUUUCGUUCAUGGACUUGGAGAUGUCACUUUUUUGGGCUCUAAGCUUGUAACUUGCUAUGCAAAGUUUGAUUUUUUAACUGAAUCGAGAUGGGUAUUUGAUAGAAUCGUCAAUAACAGUUUGUCCCUCUGGAGUUCAGUUCUAGUUGGGUAUUUUAGAGCUGGUCAGUACAAAGAAGUUCAAUGGCGAUAUUUGAAUUUGAGGCAAAGAAAGAUAUUUUUGGACAGUUCAAUGAGUAUGUUUUGUUUGAAGAGUUGUAUUGAAUUAGGUUGUUUAAAUUUUGGAAAAGGAGUUCAUGCAGAUGCUUUCAAGUUUGGGUUAAAUACAAAUUGCUUUGUGGGUUCUUCCCUAAUUGGAUUGUAUGGUAAGUGUGGUGAUAUUAUUGAUGCAUCUAAAGUAUUUGAUGAAAUAACGCAAAGAGAUGUUGUUGUAUAUACAUCAAUUAUAACAGAGUAUGCGCGACUCCGUGAUCACCGUGCUUAUGAGGCUUUUAAGUUUGCCUGCAAUAUGCAGCAAGAAAAGCUGGAUCCUAAUAGGGUCACUCUAGUGAGCUUACUUCAAACGUCAGCACAGUUGGAAGUUCUACGAGAAGGUCGUUCGGUCCAUGGCUAUGCUGUUAGACGAGGAAUUGGUUGUUCAGAUGAGGUUUUUGAAACUACUCUGAUGGACAUGUAUAUCAAAUGUGGUGCACCGAGAAAUGCCGACUGUAUUUUUGGAAAAAUCAAGAUAAGAAAUAUAGGUUCUUGGAAUGCAAUGGUUGCCGGUUAUCAGAAAAUAGGGCAAUCAUUUGAUGCUUGGAAUCUUUUCUACCUCAUGAUGCAAGAAAAUAUUAUGCCUGAUCUGAUUAUAUUAGCAAAUGGGAUUUUGUGUUGUGCUGAUUUGAAGCAUUUACGAGAAGGCAAGAGCAUCCAUUGCUAUAUCAUUCGAAUAGGAUUCCGUCUUGAUUUAGUGGCUAUUACUGCUCUUGUUGAUAUGUAUUCGAAGUGCAAGUGUAUAAUUCAAGCCAGGAAAUUAUUUGAUAAAAUAGAAACAAGAGAUAAUAUUUUGUGCAAUGUGAUGAUGGCAGGUUAUCUUCAUAAUGAAUUUGCUUGUGAAGCUGUGAAGAUUUUCUCUGAAAUGGUUAGAACAUGUAUCAAGCCAAAUAUAGGUUCUAUCCUGAAUUUACUUUCUGCAUCAUGCGAUCUAAAAGACUUGAAACUAGGAAAGUGUGUCCAUGGAUAUGUAUUAAGACAAGAGUUUCACUUGAGUGUAGAAGUUGCCAAUCAAGUCAUCUUCAUGUAUGCAUAUUGCGGUUGUAUAUACUAUGCAAGGCAAGUCUUCAGCAGGUUAAGAAAUAAGGACUUGGUGUCAUGGACGUCAAUGAUGACAGGUUAUAUUCAACAUGGGCAAGCUAAUGAAUCCAUUGACUUGUUUCGACUGAUGCGAAGCGAACAGAUUGACCAUGACUCAGUUGCUCUGACAAUUCUGCUUCAGGCAUUUUGCCAGCUUGGACAUCUAAGCCUGGCAAAGGAAGUUCAUUGUCAUUUAUAUCGAGCUCAUGACAAGAGAGAUAUCCCUGUUAUCAAUUCUUUGAUUACACUAUAUGCAAAAUGUGGAAAAUUGAAUAUGGCUAGAAAUCUUUUUGAGAAUGCAACCGAAAAAUGUACAACAUCAUGGAAUGCAAUGAUCGCAGCGUAUGGAAUGCAUGGGAAUUGUUUGGAUGCUCUCAAAUUAUUUGACAGCAUGAAGGGAAAGAAUAUUGAACCUGAUGAGGUAACCUUCACUUCACUUCUUACUGCCUGCAGCCACUCGGGCUUUGUAGAAGAUGGUCUAAACGUGUUUAGGUCGAUGACUGAAGAGUUUUCUAUAAUUCCAUGCGAAGAACAUUAUGGCUGUUUGGUGGAUUUAUUAAGCAGAGCUGGGCAGCUUGAAGAAGCUUAUGGUUUAGUUAAAUUUCUGCCAUCAAGACAAAGAGCUCAGGCAUUGGGUGCUUUGCUUGCUGCCUGUCAAGUAUAUGGAAAUACAGAGAUGGGGGAGGUUAUAGGGAAGCACCUCUUGGAUUUAGAACCUGAGAAUGCUAGUGCUUAUACUUUGAUGUCAAACUUGUAUGCAGAAAGUGGAAAAUGGGAUGAUGUCGUCAAAAUAAGAUCCAUGACUAAGGAGAAAGGUCUGAGAAGGAUUCAUGGAUACAGUCUAAUUGAGCUAAAUAAGAAUUUAAAGAUGUGAAAGACGUGAAGAUAAUAAAUUAGAUAUAGAUUUCUUAAAUUUACAGUUGGAGCAUUCAUUUUCUAAUAUCAUUUUUUUGAUAUGUUAAUUUAACUCCGGUUGGAGGUUCAAUCCCGCAAAUUUCAUAACUUGUAAAAUAGAAAAUUUAGAGUUUUUAUCUUAAGAAAUAAAUAAUGUGAUAAUGUAAAUAACUAGAGAUAUCAUGUAGAAAUUUUAAUUGAUUAUUAGCCAAAUAUAUAAAUUCACCCUUCUAUUAUACAUUUGA